Molecule: messenger RNA, 2289 nt
Organism: Amoebophrya sp. A25
Lineage: Eukaryota; Dinophyceae; Syndiniales; Amoebophryaceae
Source: the annotation of a GenBank genome assembly
CGUCAACGUACUCUGUACCCUGGACCCCUCCUCGUCUGUAUCAGUGUCAUAUAGCGGUGUCAAAAGUAUGGUGAUCACCACAGGAGUACAUCAUAGUCUUCUUAUUCUAGUACGCGAAGUCUGUCUGGUCGCUGCUCUGAAUGGUCCUCUCGUUUUGGGGUCAUCGUCGAAGUCAGAUGGCGCUUCUGCUGCCUCUCCAUCUGCUGCUUCCACAGUUCAAGUGAGCCUUGACGAAGAUCAACAAGAAAAGGCUGGUGCCCCUCGAGGUUUCGAAGCUCUGCCCCGUCCUCCGAAUGGCCAACCAUUAUCGGAUCGUGGUCGUCGUGGUCCACCGGAGGAGCAUCCGGCCGAGGUAGCUAAACGUCUAUUGGAAGCUAAACGUCUAACGGAAGAAAGAGAACGAAAAAAAGUAGCAGAAAACUCCGAUUCCCAAGACACAGUCCCAGAGAAGCCUGGUGACGGCGUCGCGAACGGCGACCAGGUUGUCGCUCUCGCUCAGCGUCCAUCCGUAAUUCCCAAGCUCGCUUUGACAGGUCUGCAGGAUGGACAGAAUAAUCAGCAGGGUAGAGAGGAACAGGACAGAGCUAGCGAGCAAGAGAAGACGCUCGCUGCAUUCGACGAGCAGCAGCCUGACGCGAAAGCAAAGUCUGCCACAGGUUUCGCCGGGAAAGAAGUGGAGGAAGCGCCGACGGAUGCCGAUAUAUACAAAGCUGCGGACGGUCAACUUCCACAGUCUGGUGAGCACACCGAGCCUGCUGCCGGCAAUCAAGAGUCCGCCGAAGAAGCUGCAGCUGACCAGGGAGAAGCCGGACGUGCUCGAGAGCAUCCACCGUUAGACAAGCAAAAAGUGGGGCCUGCAGAGCAGCCGCCUGAUGCGGGAUCCUCGGAGAGGGUACAGGAACGUCUGCCUGAAGCUACAACUGAUUCAGAAGUCGAAGUCAAGCACGGGCUCGGGCCACAGCAUGUCGCUCAGCCUACGGAGAAAGCAGAAAUGCCAAAAGCGGAGGCCGAAGGACCGCGAAAAGAAGACACGAGCACGACGACGACCACUAAGAAUAAGAAUGAUGGAGCGACGCAGGAGCAACAGCCAGAAACUAAUCCUGAUAAGGCUGCACAACUCGAGAACGAGCGAGCGCAGUCGAAAGAGCUGGAACGACGUGAGCUAGAUGAAGCUAGUGAAUCAGGCCAACCUGGGGAGAUGACAGCACAAGCGCUGCCAGUUGGUUCUUCCACGAGACCAGGGGAUGAGUACGCGGCAGUGGAGUCAGCAGAAAAUGAAUACAAAGUGCAAGGAAAGGCAGAGACACAGGGGCGUGACCAGGAUAGCACGAGAGGUGCUGCAACGGACUGGAAUCCGGGUAUAGACACGUCAGAAUCAACACCUGGAAGUAGCAGUGGUGGAGAAGAUACUCUCGGCAGCUCAGUAGAAGGCAAUGAGUCUGGUUCUCAAGAAGCAGCGGAAGACUCAGAAUCGAUUGCCGCACUUCCUCAAAAAUAUUAUCUGCACCAUCAAAAACGGCAUCCUCGCGGCUUGUUACACAGGGAUGAAGAUUAUUCUGAUGAUGAAGAUGGUAAUGACAACGUUGAUACGCAGGAGCAUUCUUAUCCACAUCAUGAUGACUAUAAUAGGCAAGUGCAAGAUGGAGAUGAGUAUAAUCUUCAUCUGGGCGGAAGAUUUCCUCAUCACGAAGAGGAGCAUCACCAGAGAAAAGAUGAGAACUUGUUUUCGCCCUCUGGAGAUGGCGUCUGCAAGAAGUCAGAGCGGACGCCCGAAGCCGCCCUGGACUACGUAGAGGCGCUGUCUUCGCAGGCUGACGACGCCGCAUGGUCCGCGGUCGACGCAUCUGUUGGCGUGGGGCUUGAUAUUCAACGCUACUAUCUGACUCUCCUAGAAGCAGAGCGAACAACGCGCAGAGAAAUGUACCACGAGCUAACGAAGGACAUGGGUCCCACUGCAAAGUUUAUCCGUGAAACAUUCAGACAAGCCAGGAAUGUCCUCGUUUUUGACCAGAAUUAUGGAGAGGAAGAAGCGACGACUUCCUAAAGUUGCGUGCUGUAAUUUGGUCCUGAAGAUCAUGUUGCAUAUUAUCUAUUGCACAGCAGGAGCUAUCGCUAUGGCUUCUAUAGGCGUGUAUUGUUUACGCCGAAAGUUCAAGCUCUACUUCGACAAAAACCUUAGAGCAACAUGUGGUCUUCAGGAGAGCAUUAUGAGACCAAAGACGAAAAACUUUUUUCCAAGUACUUAAGAAGUAUCACUCAUCAAUUGCGUCUCUGAGAGUGCGAAUAGAU